AUGGAAAUAAAAAGGAAAGGAGGAGAACCACCCUCCCUCCCCUUUUUCUAUGUUUUAUUUCUCGCUCUCGCUCUCUCUGUUUUGCCUCCUCUGCUUCUCACUGAAACGUUAAAACAGACUCGUUACCCUUUGAGUUUUCCCCUGUUGUUUUCUUUCAAUUACUUCAAGCUGGCGAUCGAUAAUCAAGAACCCACUGUCCGUGAAAUCAAGCCCAAGAACAGAAGAAUCAUGGGAGCUGGUGGGCCUGAUGAAGAAGACAACAGGUGGCCUCCAUGGCUGAAACCUUUGUUAAGAGAGCAUUUCUUUGUUCAAUGCAAGCUUCAUGCUGAUUCUCACAAGAGCGAAUGCAAUAUGUACUGCUUAGAUUGCAUGAACGGCGCUCUCUGUUCUUUCUGCUUAGCUUAUCACAAGGAUCAUCGUUACAUUCAGAUUAGGAGGUCUUCAUACCAUGAUGUGAUAAGGGUAUCUGAGAUACAGAAAUACCUGGACAUAUCUGGAAUCCAGACUUAUGUUAUCAACAGUGCUAAGGUUGUUUUCAUCAAUGAGAGGCCUCAGCCAAGGCCUGGAAAAGGUGUCACCAAUACCUGUGAGGUCUGUGACCGUAGCCUUGUCGACUCAUUUCGCUUCUGCUCUCUUGGUUGCAAGAUUGUUGGCACAUCCAAGAAUUUCCAGAAGAAGAAGAGACACUUGGCCAUGGCCUCAGAUUCUGAGGAUUCAUACAGCAGCAGCAGUAGCCAUGGAAAGCUUAUGAACAACAACAACAAAAUGCGAAGCUUUAGUCCUUCGACACCGCCUCCAACUUCAGUGAAUUCCCGAACUGCGAAACGAAGAAAAGGGAUUCCCCAUCGAUCCCCAAUGGGAGGUCUAAUCAUAGAAUAUUAACCAUAGCCCAUAUACAAAAGAUAUAUAUUUACCCUACUAUGUUACCCCACAGAUACAAAAGGCAACGUGUGAGAAUGUGCAACCUCUUUUCCGCGAAAAGUGCCGGCAUUUAUCACACUCACCCUGCCUUUCUCUACUGUUGUGUAUAUAGAUUAUAGAAGCACCAAAAGCUAAGAUGUGGAAAAAUAAGCCCCCAAAUGUUUCAUGUACUUGAAUGCUACUCUCUGUUUCUAGUUUUAUUAUUAAUAGGGUGGGGGUCGUUCUUAGAAUGGGAUUGAUUAUACACAAGUUUUUGUCAAAUAGUAAUGUCCAAUGAAAGAUGUAAAUAGGGCAUUAGGAGUAGUGAAGCCAUCAUGUGAUAUUGGAAUGCACUGUAGUCCUUUGUUAUAGGAAGAAGAUGAUGAGAAAAAGGUGAUGUUUAUACUAUAAAUUGAAUGAAAUAUAUAAGUAGAUUUUACUGUGUGUUGUAUAA
Molecule: messenger RNA, 1354 nt
Organism: Gossypium raimondii (Peruvian cotton)
Lineage: Eukaryota; Viridiplantae; Streptophyta; Magnoliopsida; Malvales; Malvaceae
Exons: 5
Coding region: 1-882 (293 amino acids)
Source: RefSeq, a predicted model, not a curated record